AUGGGCCAGACCUCGGUCUCCACGCUGUCCCCGCAGCCCAGCAGCGUUGAUGGACUGGACAAAGCUUCUAUAGCAAACUCAGAUGGCCCAACAGCAGGCUCCCAAACACCUCCCUUCAAGAGAAAGGGGAAACUCUCCACCAUUGGUAAAAUUUUUAAACCUUGGAAAUGGAGGAAAAAGAAGACGAGUGACAAAUUCAGAGAAACAUCAGCAGUAUUAGAAAGGAAGAUUUCCACAAGACAAAGUAGAGAGGAGCUGAUAAGAAGGGGAGUUCUUAAGGAAUUGCCUGAUCAAGAUGGAGAUGUAACAGUUAACUUUGAAAAUUCAAACGGGCACAUGAUACCCACCGGAGAGGAAUCUACCCGAGAGGAAAAUGUAGUAAGAUCUGAAGAAGGUAAUGGCUCUGUAGCUGAAAAAGCACCAGCUCUGGAGGAAAAGGCAGAAGAUAAGAAAGAGAUCACUGAAAACCACUCUGAAACACCGGCAACUCCUGCUCCACCUCCUGCAGCUCUUCCUAAGCCUAAACCCAAACCUAAGCCCAAAAAAACACCUGUGCCUCCAAAAGGGGCCGCUGCUGGGGCCAGCCCCAAGGGUGACGAAGUGCCUCCUAUUAAAAAAAACACCAAGGCUCCUGGUAAGCAGGUCCCCGUCCCACCACCCAAGCCAGCAAGCCGAAAUGCAACCCGAGAGGCCGCUGGUUCCUCUCAUUCAAGAAAAACAACUGGCUCCAAAGCAUCAGCUUCACCAUCUACUUCCUCCACCUCAUCUCGUCUCAAAGCCUCCAAGGAGACAGUUUCUAGCAAAAUGGGGACAGUGGGAAUCACAAAGGGCAAGAAAAAAACUGGCAAGCAGCCACCGUCUCGACUGUCCUCAGAGGCAACCACUUCUGGCACAUCUGACCUUAAAGGGGAGCCUUCGGAGACCAGGGUGGAGAGUCUCACACCCGAGCAGACUGUCCCUGGGGCCGAGGAGCAGACCACAGGCAAACCCAAGUCCGCAGUUCCUCCGGCCCCGGUGACUCCAGCGCCUCCCACCCCCGCCCCUUCUCUCCCCCUGGAGGAGCAGAGCACUGUUGCUUCGGACACCCCUGUCGUCCUGAUCAGCAAUGGAGCCGACCUCCCUGCCUUAGAUCCAGGUCAGCUUCUCUGGACUGAAGAGGCGACAGACAGAACCACUUUCCACUCAGGCACUGGCAUAAGUGUUAGCAGAGAAAAUGCAAAAUGCUUCACAACCAAAGACGAGCUGGGGAAGGCAGCGCCUCAGCUCCUGACUCCUGGGCUGACGGGAGAGUCUUCAGAGUCCUUCAGUGCCUCAGAGGACGAAGGCCAGAGGGAAUACCAGGCCAAUGACUCCGACUCUGACGGACCUGUCUUGUACACCGAUGACGACGACGAUGAUGAGGACGAGGACGGCAGUGGAGAAAGUGCUUUGGCAAGCAAGAUACGACGAAGGGACACUCUUGCUAUCAAACUUGGCAACAGACCAUCUAAGAAGGAAUUAGAGGACAAAAACAUCUUGCAGCGCACAUCUGAAGAAGAGAGGCAGGAAAUCCGACAGCAGAUUGGAACCAAGCUCGUCAGGAGACUUAGCCAGAGGCCCACCACUGAAGAAUUAGAACAGAGAAAUAUCCUGAAGCAAAAGAAUGAAGAAGAAGAGCAAGAAGCAAAAAUGGAACUUAAACGCAGACUCAGCAGAAAGCUCAGCCUGAGACCCACAGUGGCCGAGCUGCAAGCUCGAAGGAUCCUGCGGUUUAACGAGUAUGUGGAAGUGACCGAUUCACCCGACUAUGAUCGCCGGGCAGACAAGCCCUGGGCCAGGUUAACACCUGCAGACAAGGCAGCAAUAAGGAAAGAACUAAAUGAAUUUAAAAGCACAGAAAUGGAAGUUCAUGAAGAGAGUCGACAGUUUACCAGGUUUCAUCGUCCAUAA
Rangifer tarandus platyrhynchus (Svalbard reindeer) is the source of this 1929-nucleotide messenger RNA. The record is from the annotation of a GenBank genome assembly. Lineage: Eukaryota; Metazoa; Chordata; Mammalia; Artiodactyla; Cervidae.